Messenger RNA from Halteromyces radiatus, 1086 nucleotides. RefSeq lists its product as uncharacterized. Lineage: Eukaryota; Fungi; Mucoromycota; Mucoromycetes; Mucorales; Cunninghamellaceae. The transcript has a single exon. The record is from RefSeq and is a predicted model, not a curated record. Bases 1 to 1086 code for a protein of 361 amino acids.
AUGUUUACCAAACUCCAUUCUAUACGAUCUUCUAUUCACUUCCCCUCCGUAUUGAAACAGCGACCUUCUUCUUUUACUUCAAACAAUGUUGAUUCUGAUCAUACCAUCUCUUCAACUUAUUCCCACAAUUCUUUAUCUGUUGACAAUAUAUCACGUCAACAAGGUCAAUAUACAUUACAACAACGACAACAGCAACAACAACAACGACAAUAUGGGCAAACUUGUUCACAACAAGGUGUUCAACGCCAUCGAACAGUCAGUACACCGACCACAAGUUUUACAGAAACAUUGAAGGUGAUAUCGAAACAAGUGCAACAGGAUCAAUUCGAGGAUGUUUUUGGUAGCUUUUUCUUUACUGACAAACGAUGUCAACUUCGUGCAAUGUAUAUGGCAGCUCGACUACAACAGAACAUUGGUUCGUACUUGGUACCUUAUUUUCAGCAUCAAUGUUUGUCAGCAGCAGCAGCAAUAGCAACAACGGAUGGUGGUAAUAUGGAUGUUAGUCAUUCAUUCUGGCUUUUGGUAAUUGAUCGAUUCUAUACACUCAACAAUCUUUUAUUUGUGGUUCCUUCAAGUGAUCCGUAUAGACAACAUUAUCUCUCUACACUAGAACAACAUUUGGAUAGAAUGAAGCAUGAUAUCGGAUUGAACAGUCAAAGUGGCAGCUUAGAGGUAUACUUUGUACUUUACUAUGCGAUCAAGAAAUAUUUUCCAAGGAUGAUGGAUGAAUAUUCUUCCCCUCUGGCGGCAAUACUGGAAAAAGCACGAAAGAUUUUGGCCCAUUGUUUGGAAAGUGAAAGCAAGCUUGGACCUUCUGAACGUGAUGCGAUGUAUAUCUUCCAUGGAUUACGGGCUGGUUUCCAUGGUAAUAUUGAACCAAAGGUGAACAUGGAUGAUGACGAUGAUGAUAUGCUAUUGACCCAUCUGAAUGAUGCUGUACGUGGGAAUAAGAACUUGACGAGGCAACCUUAUGUGAAUCCUUUUGAAGAUGAUGCCUGUAUUGUGGACUCGGAUGAUGAUUAUGAUGAUCACAAUCAACGCAACAAAUCUCGACAAGUGGAUAGCGGUUUUUAUGAAGGACAAUAA